This is a messenger RNA of Oncorhynchus gorbuscha (pink salmon), 5545 nucleotides long. Its product is annotated as phosphatidylinositol 4-phosphate 3-kinase C2 domain-containing subunit beta-like. Gene Ontology annotation, molecular function: 1-phosphatidylinositol-3-kinase activity; 1-phosphatidylinositol-4-phosphate 3-kinase activity; phosphatidylinositol binding. NCBI's taxonomy places the organism in Eukaryota, Metazoa, Chordata, Actinopteri, Salmoniformes, Salmonidae. Gene Ontology annotation, biological process: phosphatidylinositol-mediated signaling; cell migration; phosphatidylinositol-3-phosphate biosynthetic process. The record is from RefSeq and is a predicted model, not a curated record. Gene Ontology annotation, cellular component: cytoplasm; phosphatidylinositol 3-kinase complex; plasma membrane.
AGCAAAAUAACCGGUUUAUAGUGACGAGGGGCUGGCUGGAUUAUUCAACAAUUAGGGACGCGGGUACGGAUUUUCGCCUUUAAUCACGUUAAUGCGUGAUAUAUCAACAAUAUCAGACACCGGAAAUUGUUGGAUACAGUUUGGAAUCAACAAUAUUUUGAAUCAAUAUUUGAGCAGCCUGAAAGCAAAAUAAUUCUGAUAUUAUGACACCAGCUCGUUGGCGGCCAUAAAGCUAAAGCAGAGCGUAUUCUGAGCCCAAUGUCUCUUCUCUGGAAGCCCUAGCACCGGUGUCUUCCUCUCCUGUCAGUGGUGGCGUCCCCUGUAGGAGCAUGUCGGCAGCACAAACUCAGAAGGAUAGCGAGGGUCCCUGGGGACUGGACUCCCUGGGCUUGAGCCAGAGAGAGCUGGUACUGGCUGAAGCCCUACAGAUGGAGUAUGAUGCCCUGUCCAGACUCAAACAGGACAAGGGGGAGGACAGCCAGGGGACCAGCAGCCAGGGUGGUGGGAAGGUACCUACCCUACCCCCCUGGGAGGGCCAGAGGCAGGUCGAUCGCCCCCUCCCACCCCGCCCCAGCCUUAGUCCUCCUGGAAGGAGUUUGCUAAGAGGAUUAUCUGGCUCAGACCUCUCCCUCCACCACCUCCAGCCUGGGGGGUCCCACUCCCCACAGCCCUCCCCAGCCAGGGCCAGGGAGCCCAUCUAUAUCCUGGAGAGUCCAGGGAAGGGAGACUACUUGAGUUCCAGCUAUGGGGAGUCAGGGUCUAGCUUUGGUUCUUCUCUGACUCUGCCUAAAGGCUUCCCCCCUCGUCCUGAUGACCCUCCUCCUGCUGUACCCCCCAGGACCCCUCUACUCCCUUCCUCUGAGCCCUUCCUGCCCCCCCGACCCACUACGACUCCCCGAGAUGUCAACCUGUUCACCCCCGAGGUGGACCAGCCCAAACUGUCGUCAGGGGAGACGCUAAACUACGAGAGCCUCAACGACGCUCUCUCCAAGCUCAAUGGGGAUUUGCCAUCGCCAAGGGGUAGGCGGGCCAACGGGGACCAAUCAGGGAAGCCGUUGGCUCGGAGCAAGACGCUCCCCCCUCAGGUGCCCCCCCGCACCUACGUACCUAUCCAAAAGAGCAACAAGAACCAGCACAGAGUGUCGGCCGAUCCGGUGUCCCUGGGCACCAGGCUCAAUGGUUUUGGUUAUGAGCUCUUCCAGGUGUCAGAGGAGAGAGACGAGGAGGUGGCCGCCUUCUGCCACAUGCUCGAUGUAUUGCGGUCAGCAUAUCCGUGCAGUGACCAGUCUAAGAACACAGGGUUUGUGUGGACACCCUCAGUGGGGCCUGAAGAGCUGCAACAGGGCUUAGGGGUCAGCGUCAAGGUUACGGUCAUCAGCGACCACUUUAGAGAACCACUCACCUUCACCUGUGAUGGGUCGUCUACGGUAGACCUGUUGAUCUACCAGACGUUGUGUUACGCGAAUGAAGACCUCGACCACAUUGAUGUCGACCACUACCUCCUCAAAAUCUGCGGUCAGGCCGAGUUCCUACAGAAUUCCCAGACGUUGACAGGGUUGGAGCAUAUCCAGCUGUGUGUGAAGUUUGACUGGGACAUUCGUCUCUUCCUCACCAAGAGAGGCUCUGUCAACACAGAACUGGGCCGCACGGAGGAGGACGAUGAGACGGCCUCUACGAUGAACCACAGCAUCCUGCUGCAGGAGCGACCAAUCAAACAGACAGUUACUAGGGAGGCUUUGACUCUGCUCCUGGACACCUUUCACAACGAGGCUGAGUCCUUUCAUCUAUCAGAGGUGGAGCUUGUGUUGCACGUGGAACGGCUCGUCCAAUCAGUGAAGGCUCUCUGCAGCUCACUGGCUGCUGUGGAAACGCCUGACAUCACUUCCGCCCUCAACCAGCUUCCAGCAUGCCCCUGUCGUCUGCAGCCCAGAGUCCAGAAGGAUUCAUCAGUGCUGGCCAUCAGAGAGAACAGAGAGAAAGUGGUGGAGAAGCUGACGGUGGCAAUUUUAGAUCUGGUGGAGCUGUACUGCAGCACAUUCAACGCUAACUUCCACACUACGGUGCAGAGCAACCGGCACACAGCGCCCACACAGGAAGCAGGCCUGGUCACCAACGUCCUAUCCUUCAGCGUUUACGCUGCUCACCGCAUCCCCAUCACAUGGGCGGCCAGCUACGAGGGCUUCUUCCUGUCGUGCUCUCUGACCCAUGGAGGGGCGGAGCUUUGUGCCCCUCGGCACACCAACAAACAGCAGGUCAGCAAGUACCUGUUUCACCUGGUAGUCUGGGACCAUAGGGUGUGUUUCCCAGUGCAGAUCAACCAGUUGCCAAGGGAGACCCAGCUGACAGUGACUCUGUAUGCCAGUGCUCUGCCACCCCCUGGAGGAGUGGAAGAGAAGGGUAGUAAGCAGCGCCGCAGCAUCGAAUCCCUGGGCUGGGUCACCAUGCCCCUCUUCAACUUCAGACACAUCCUGACAUGUGGGAGGAAGCUACUGGGUCUGUGGCCUUCCACCCCAGGAAGUAACGCUCGCUCCAGCUUCCCCAACUUCAGCCAGCCUGACAGCGUCAUCCUGCAGGUGGACUUCCCAACGUCGUCAUUUGAGGUGCACUUCAGUACACCCCCUCCUGCAGAGUUCAGUCCCCAGUAUGACUUCUCCAGACUGGACCAGCACAGCCAGAGACAACUACAGGACGUUCUGCACAAGAAGUCACUUUUCUGGUUGACUCCAGAGGACAAGCGUCUGUUGUGGGAGAAGCGUUCGUUCUGCCAGUCAGAGAGUAGUGCCCUGCCCCUGGUGCUGGCUAGUGCCCCCCGCUGGGAGUGGGCAUGUCUGUCAGAUAUUUAUGCCCUGCUCCGCCAGUGGGCAUGUCUCAACCACCACCACGCACUGGGCCUGCUGCAUGCCACGUUCCCUGAUCAGGAGCUGAGGCAUACUGCAGUACAGUGGAUGGACUCUAUCUCUGACUCUGAGCUGCUGGACUUCCUACCACAGCUGGUGCAGGCUCUGAAAUAUGAGUGUUACCUGGACAGCCCGUUGGUGCGUUUCCUGCUACGGAGAGCCAUAGGGGACAUGCGCAUCGCACACUAUCUCUUCUGGUUGUUGAAGGACUCUCUGCAGGACAGUCAGUUCAGUGGGAGGUACCAGCACCUGUUAGCAGGCCUGCUGUGCUGUGUGGGUCGGGGUCUCCGAGAGGAGUUUGACAGGCAGUGCUGGCUGGUCACCAUCCUGGCUAAAGUAGCCCAACGUGUCCGGGACACCUCUCCCUCCAGCAGACAGGCCAUCCUUCGAGAGAGACUGGAGGAGGUCAGGCAGUUCUUCUCAGUCAGUAGCAGCUGCCGUCUCCCCCUUAACCCUGGCAUGCUGGUCAAAGCCAUCAACAUACAGUUGUGUUCCUACUUCAACUCCAACGCCGUGCCCCUCAAACUGUCCUUCCAGAACCUGGAUCCUCUGGGAGACAACAUCAAUGUCAUCUUCAAAUCAGGUGACGACCUGCGCCAGGACAUGCUGACGCUGCAGAUCAUCCGCACCAUGAACAAAAUCUGGAUUCAGGAGGGGCUAGACAUGAGGAUGGUCAUCUUCAGAUGUUUUUCUACCGGACGAGGCAGAGGUAUGGUGGAGAUGAUUCCCCAGGCUGAGACUCUGAGGAAGAUCCAGGGGGAACAUGGAGUGACUGGUUCCUUUAAGGACCGCCCCCUGGCUGACUGGCUACAGAAACACAACCCCACAGAGGACGAGUAUGAGAAGGCUGUGGAGAACUUUAUCUACUCUUGCGCAGGCUGCUGCGUGGCCACCUACAUCCUGGGUAUCUGUGACCGUCACAACGACAAUAUCAUGCUAAAGACCAGCGGUCACAUGUUCCACAUCGACUUUGGCAAGUUUUUAGGACACGCCCAGAUGUUUGGCAACAUCAAACGGGACCGUGCUCCAUUUGUGUUCACCUCUGACAUGGCCUAUGUCAUCAACGGAGGAGACAAACCUUCCAGUCGUUUCCAUGACUUUGUUGACCUGUGCUGUGAGGCCUACAACCUCAUCCGCAAACACACACACCUCUUCCUCAACCUACUGGGACUGAUGUUGUCGUGUGGCAUUCCUGAGCUGUCAGACCUGGAUGAUCUGAAGUAUGUCUACGAUGCCUUGAGACCUCACGAGUCUGAGGCUGACGCUACAAUGUACUUCACCAGGUUGAUAGAGUCCAGUCUGGGCAGUGUUGCAACUAAAUUGAACUUCUUCAUCCAUAACUUGGCCCAGAUGAAGUUUGCCUCAUCCGAGGAGCAUCCUGUCCUCUCCUUUGCUCCUCGGGUUUACACCCUCAAGACUGAUGGACUCAUCCGCAACCUCUUUGUCUGCCGACACAUACGAACGUACAGCUCCAGCAAGGGACACGCAUUUGUGGUGAAGGUGGAGCGAGAGGGCCAGCAGGGGUCAGUGUUGGUCCAGAGGAGCUUUGAGGAGUUCUAUGAACUACACAGUAAACUACGCCUCGUCUUCCCCUCAUCCAAACUACCCAGUUUCCCCAGCCGGUUUUUGAUUGGGCGGUCUCGAGGAGAGGCGAUGGCUGAUAGGAGGAAAGACGAGCUCAACGGAUACGUCUGGCAUCUGGUGCACGCUGCGCUCGAGGUCGCCCAGUGUGACCUCAUCUACACUUUCUUCCAUCCUCUGCAAAGAGACGAGAAACGGAACAGUGGUGUGAACACACUGCAGAGCAAACCUGCAGAGAUCUGUUGGGCUCCGGUCUCAGGCAAAGUGGUAGGAGAGGUCAAGCUCUCCAUCUCCUACAAGAAUGACAAGCUCUUUAUCAUGGUCAUGCACAUACGAGGCCUGCAACCCUUGCAGGAAGGGACAGACCCUGACCCCUAUGUCAAGCUGUACCUCCUCCCAGACCCCCAGAAAACCAGCAAGAGGAAGACCAAGGCCGCGCGCCGCACUUGCAACCCCACCUACAAUGAGAUGUUGGUAUAUGACCGUAUCCCUCAUGGAGACCUGCAGCAGAGGGUUAUCCAUCUGCGGGUACUCGGGGAUGGUGCAUUCUGGGAAAACACCCUGCUGGGCGAGGCCUUCAUCCCCCUGAAGACUCUGACACCCGGACAGUGCUGGGCAGACUGGCACCAACUGGGCACGCCCAGCACCGACUCCACACACUGAGUGAGAGAGAGGGCGAGAAAUUACUCAUCAGGUUGGCGUGUGUGUGCACGCACAUAGGUCUGCUCAGUUGUGAGAGUUGGUCUGGUUUAUUCCCCCAAUGGGGGUGUGUGUUGACUCCUAUCAUGUCCAGUGGGGGUGUGUGUGGACUCCUAUCAUGUCCAGUGGGGGUGUGUGUGGACUCCUAUCAUGUCCAGUGGGGGUGUGUGUGGACUCCUAUCAUGUCCAGUGGGGGUGUGUGUUGACUCCUAUCAUGUCCAGUGGGGGUGUGUGUUGACUCCUAUCAUGUCCAGUGGGGGUGUGUGUUGACUCCUAUCAUGUCCAGUGGGGGUGUGUGUUGACUCCUAUCAUGUCCAGUGGGGGUGUGUGUUGACUCCUAUCAUGUCCAGUGGGGGUGUGUGUUGACU